AGUUGAUGAAGGUGAUAUUACAUUUUCACUAAUGCAACUAUCUAAAUUGAACGGCCUUGAGAUUGCAGAUCCGCCUUUGCAAUUUGAUGAACUUGUGAGUGACUAUUUGGUUCAUCUGGGGAACCAAGAUUUCGUUCAUGUUAAGACUGCCACUAACCAAGAAUGUGAUGAGGUUCAACAUCUUUGUAUCACCAAGUUUCAAAUUGUUCAAGAAGAAAGUAGACAUGUGAUUGAGACAUUACAUUCAACAGUCCUUCCUGUGGAUAUUGAGGCCAAUAGUUGGUUCACACUUAUGUUCGGCUUUGCUCUAGAAUUUGCGGAUUAUGAACCCAUAGAAGGGGAGACUGCAGCAAGCAUGGAGCAGCCAAAACAAGAAGAUGAAAUCCCUUUGGAUGAGAGUUCUUUUAUGUGGGAGGAAGAAGCCAAGCUGGAAAUAGCCUCAAUGCAGCAUGAAAAAGCCAACCCGAAAGAUGCAAACGGAAUAAACAAAAACAGAAGACAAAAAGAGAAAAAGAAAAAGCGGAUGGAAGGUAGAGGCAGUAGAAAACAAUCUGUUAUUAUUAAGUACCUGGAGCAGGGUAUUAUUAUUGAGGCAUUUUACUGCCAUAUUUAGUGUUAU
This is a messenger RNA of Prunus dulcis (almond), 619 nucleotides long. RefSeq lists its product as uncharacterized. The transcript is spliced from 3 exons. The record is from RefSeq and is a predicted model, not a curated record. Lineage: Eukaryota; Viridiplantae; Streptophyta; Magnoliopsida; Rosales; Rosaceae. The coding region runs from base 32 to 613 and encodes 193 amino acids.